CGUCCGUUUUGCGCACUCGCGCCCGUCUCCGCGUCUCGCUUCGCACGCUCCGAAGGCUCCGAAGAGAUCGGAGCUUUUCAGAGCGCCAGGCCUGGCGGCGGCCCGUAAAUCCUCCGCGGGAUCGCGCGCGCAAGCGAGAACGCGAUUGGCCGCCGCGGCCGCCCCACCCCGGUCGCCGGUCGCGUCGGGUACGCUCGUCAGUCGGGCUCGGGCCACGGUCGGGCGCGUUUUGUGUGUCGUCUGGUCGCGCUCUCACGUACGCGAGCGUACGGGUUUGUCACUGAGAGAGGAAAAAAGAUUGAGCUCGGCCGCGCGUAGCAUGUCUUGACUAGCAGGGAGAGGACGCUUCGACUGGCAGACAAGGGUUCUCCACAAUGGCGGGCGGUCAACAGCUUCCGGAGCAGUACACGGUGCCGCAGUACGCGCGGAUCUUCCACAGUCUGCCGCAUCUCAACGUCUCUUUACACUCGGUCAAUAAUACGUUCAAUCCCCACUCCGAGAUCUAUUUGGAGAGCCUCGGGAUACUGGGAAGUAUUCCUGCAGCCUGGUUGAUUUUAACUCUGCUGGUAUUGCUGGUUUAUUUGGUAACGAGAUGCUGCGACCGAAGGCCGCGCCCCAAGAAGUCGAUAACCGUGCUCAAGUGCUCACUCGCCGUCCUGGCGUUGAUCUGUAGCGGAGCGGUCGCUGUUGGCCUUUACGGCAACGACGACGUGCACAACGGCUUGGUGCAACUCGUAGCAGCUGCGAAGAACGUCGAUGGGAUCCUCACGGGCGUCAGAAAUCAGACUGACACUAUAGAGGCGACUCUGAGGAAAAAAGUGCAGCCGCAGCUAACUGCCCUCGGAGAUGAAUUCGACGCCCCGGUCAGCAAUAAAACUAUGCUAGGUUGGCUACUAGUGGCGCUUAACGGUAUGAAGCAAAACACGAGCAUCGCCGUAAAUCGGAGCUUCGAGAUACGAAAGCCCUUGAGCGGCAUCAGUCUUGCCGGCGCCAUCGGGUUGGGCGAGAAGAUCGAGCAGUUGCGAUGGCCCAUCACUAUGGCAGUCCUGAGCGCUCUACUUGUCCUCUGCGUGGUCCUGGUGGUCGGCGUCGCACGGCACUCCAGAUGCGUCCUUAUAACAUUCUCCGUGUUCGGCUUGUUUGCGGUUAUCGUCUCUUGGCUCAUGGCGUCCUUAUACCUGGCCACCUCUGUAGCUCUAGGUGAUCUCUGCGUAUCGCCCGACGGUUACUUGAGCAGGGCCGUACCGUCGACCUUAGCCUCCGAGGUGCUCUCGUACUACACGCAUUGCGAGAACACCCGCAGCAAUCCGUUCACGCAGAGACUGCGGGACGCGCAGCGCGCGGUGGGCAACAUGAGGCAUAACUUGAACACGGUGACUCGAUUAGCGGUAGAUCUGUUCAAAGAUCAGCAGCUCCAGCCGAAACUCAGCAGUUUGUCCAUUGACGUUAAUACCGUGGACAGACUCGUGUCCGGUUUAGCUACGUUACUCGACUGUAAACCUCUGCACAAGCAAUACGUUCACGCCGCCAAGAGUUUGUGUCAUCUGGGAUUGUAUGGAUUGAGUUUUAUGCUAAUAGCCAGUUUAGCCGCAGGUCUCUUGUUCACCGUAUUGGUUUGGGUGGAUUCUCAUACGUGGAUAUACAUACGAAAACGAAGGGAUUAUCAUCAGGUUGACGAGCAGGAUCCUUACUUACCACCAUCGGCGGCGUCGCAGGCGAUAGCAGCAAGGACCCUUCGAGGCCAAGGGUCGUACCCGCCUACAGCCCCUACGCUUAAUUCGAAUGCUCUUGGCACUCAUAAUACGAUUAAGCAGCCUCUCUUGCUAACGCCGCCCCCACCGUCCUACGCUACUGCGACUGCUCGAGCACGUCAACUGCACGAGAGCAUGUUAAAAGGUGGGGGUGUUAACGGGAGCGGAGGGGGCGGGGAUCACAAAUCGUCUCAGCAUAAUCAGCAAUCGACGGGUGGACGAGCUGAGCACCGUUCUGGACUCGGAGAUCAACCUGGCCAGUACGCGACUCUGAGCAAGCAGUGCAAGACGCUAGAGUCGAGUGACUUUUACUGAGGGCACGCCCCCGCAGGGCCCGGUAGAGAACCACCUUGGACGCCCAGCGUGGCGUCCUUCACCGGUACCCUGUCUCACAAUUCGCACGGGCCCGCGCAUCUCGCUACUUUCCAGGAUUCGCGAAAGACGCAAACGCUGGAUCCGAAGAACCUGGCCAAUCUGAAGAGGGGCCCGACUCCGGCCUGGAAUCAAAAUCGACCGCUUCCGCCGAAUCCAGCGAGUCAGCAGCCUACGUGGGAGUUCGAGUCGCGUUCGCAGACCAAUAUGAAUCAGUUUCGGUCGUUGGUGCGGAACAAGGCACCUAACAUUCGCAUCCAGGAUCAAAUGCAAGAUCAGGUCAGAACUUUGGACAGGAAUUUCUCGCGCAGCCAGUUUAACGGUACCGCCCCGCAGAACAACACGGUGCCGAACAUGUACGGCACGUACAAUCGGGCGCAGGGGAGGCAGGAGAAGCCGACGGUGGCUACGCUGAGUCAGGUACAGGGUAGCGAUCCUAAUCUGUACGCUGUAACGGAACUCUAAUCGUCGAAAACGCAAGAGGAUGCGGGAUCGUGAGUAUUCGCGGAGUAGAGGUAUCUCGUCGUUUUUACAAACAGAGUGUCGUCCUUUAACAAGGCUCGGAGUAUGCGAUUCGGAGUUCCUAGAGAAACGGAGAGAGAGGAGAAAACGGUAAACUGAUUUCGGGGACCUGCGACAAAAGUGAGAGAAACGGGGAGGGGGCGAAAGGAAAGAAAAAAAGAAACACAUUUUUAGAGAACUUGGAGACUUGUGUGAGACAUAUACUUAAUAUCCGAGAUUUUGUACUUGUAUAUCAUGUACAGUGAUUGUGGUACGUCCUUCUACGUUAUCCUCCCUCUUUGUUAUCGCGUUCUUGAUUAGACCAAGUUUAUCCAGGCCGGAAUGCAUACUUGAAGCGGCGACGUAUGCAUUUAAUAUUGCUUGUCGGCUCAAAAAGCUGCAUUAACGAACGUGCACAACAGAAAUUUUCACAUUGAUAUCGUUCACCAAGUACUGCUCGCUUGUUCAUUCUAAAUUAGCUGUUAAUUUUAGCGCGCGACGUUUGACGUGCCGAGGAGUCGGGUGUCGCGACUCCUCCGAAGGAGAUACCAAAAUACGAUGAAGGGACUGCUGCGAUAUAUAACGGUUUUUUAUAUACUUUUUACAUUUUAACCGAACGAAUCUAUGUUGAAUUUUCCGUGAGAGAUAUUUCAUAUACUUUAUAUAUGUGUGUGGAAAAACAAACGUAUACAUCUAGUUACCGCACGAAUGUCUGGUGAUUUUUACGAGACUCUUUGGCAGAAUUCGAUUGAUUGUACGCCACGCUCUCGAUACUGCCAAUGCUCAGGCGAAUAUACUUUUAAGUACAAAGACGGUGUUAGCACAGGCGUUAUGGGUUUUCAGUUGUCUUUAUGUGCGAACGUAAAAAAGGGGGCUAAAAAGGAAAUGACUGUCCGACGCAUCGACAAAGGAUAUUUGGAACAUACUUCCACAGGCGGUAUUAGUUAAAGAUACUCUUUCUGAAGACAGUGAGAAAAGUAAAUCUGAAUCUUAUACUUGGUAAGGGUCGAAAAUGAAUUUUCUGCGGAGCGCAGUCUUCCUGAGAACAUUCUACAACGCUAGAGAUAUACCGAGUAUCUGGCGAUUAUUCGUCGAGUCGAAUGAUAGCCAGUUGAAGAAAAGCGUUGUUUACUGUUACAAGUAUACAGCGAUAAUAUUCGGUACAUCUCUUUCUCUCUAAUAAUUGAUUACUAUCUAAAAGUUUGUAAGAGUCGGUAGAUUUUCAGCAAAUGACUUUGUACUGGCAUCCGCAUAUAAUUCAGUAAGUCUGUAUAUAAAGCAGUAACACUUAAGAUUAUUGAGUAAUCGUAAAGAGUGUGAUAAAACCGAAUCUAGAUGUUAUGACGAAUUUUGCGUGGAAGCACUCUCUGCCAUUUUUUGGUUGUUUGGUAUUUGGUUGAACAAUUUGACCACGACUUUGCGCAAAGGAAAAUCGUGCCAUUCCAGGAAAACGUGCAUUUAAACUACUUUCCAGGAUUUUCUUAGGGCUUGUGUUUAGUCGAGUAAAAAUCAAUUAUAUAUAAUCGCAAUACCGAGCAUCUUAAGAAGAGCGUGAAUAGCAAAAGAACUUAAUCCAAUGUAAAUAAUUGUAAUAUUUAUUACAAGAGCGAUAGCUCGUAGACUAGUAGCAUAUAGUUUAGUUGAAUGCUAAUUUAAGUUUCGACGAUUAAAUAUAUGUGAAUGUGUGCGCGCGCGCGCGCGCGUAAUAGGAAAUGAACGAAAUAUCGUUUUGUUCACUUUGGAGAUGAACAAGUAUCCUAGUCAGUAUAUAAAGUUGCGUACCAUUCAGUAAUAAGAUCUCUUGCCAAAUUUUUAACCCGGCUCAAUUUGAGAAAAAGGAAAAGAAAAGAGGUUAAGCCACGUAAAGAGAAAUCUGUUUUCUUAAAAGCAUAUUUGUAUCGUCACUAUUAAUACGUACGGAAGCUAUAUUAGUGCGACAUUGCCCCCCGAUACAUGUUCUAGAUUUUAAGAGAGAGAAAUUGCUUAUCGAGAAAGUAUACAAACAUAAUCCAGCUUCAGUGUUUUAGCACAGAGAUAUACGCUGUGUGUCCGUAAUAUGUAGCUAUUGAUCAUUUACUUUUCCUACUUUCCAGCAAGUAUUUGUCUCGAUUUACGAUAAACUUUAACUUACGGCUCAAUGUACAAAGAAUCCACUUGUGACGCAUCUCUCGCUGUAUUAGCUAAAGUGCAUACGUACUAUGUUUGAUUUAUCCGAUACCAUUUUUCCCUUUCUUUUUAAUGCUUGAUAAAACACUGGAGGUGGACACGUCUUGAGACAUUUGGUGACAAGAGGUUGCUCGAGAUUUUACAGCAAUGCGCGCAAAAACGGGAUCAAUGUAGCAUCGUUCAGAUUGGAAAGCUGUCAAUAUCUCGGCGAUAUUCAAUCCGGGCGAGACUUACAGGCGAGCGAAAAGAGCCCGUUUAACACGUAUUUUAAAAUAAUCUAGAACACAGAAAACGUUGUUAAACUCUUAACGAUUGUUAACGGAACUUUGGUUUGUCAAUUUUUAUAGUAGAAACGAGAGUCACGCCACUUUUUCUAACGAGUAAAUCAGCAUUUAAGUUUCUCAUCAUUUUUAUACGGUAAACGUAAUGUGGUGUAAAAGAAGGCGACGGCGUUUGCAUUAACAAACACGAACAAGAGGAAAAAGGGAGAUCAGGAUGAUUGAGAGAAUAAGAGAGCAUGUACGCGAGUGUAUACGUCUAUUAUAUACAUAUAUGUGUAUGCGUGAUAGAGGGAGAAAGAGAGAAAGAACGGAAACUCAUUAUUUUCAGAUAAUGGGAGUGAUGUAAUGAUAUACAACGUUGAGCAACUCAUUCGAAUCUGAACAUUUUCUUGGCCUACGGCAAUUUCUCAUCGCAGAAGACAAAAAAAGGAAAAUAUAGUUAAUAAACGAAAAUCAAAAAAGAUUUCGCGGAAUUUGAUUAAAUGUUACAUCGACAAAUAUGGAUAUGUGACGAGAGAGAGAGAGAGAGAGAAAGGGAGGGACAUGAACACGGGAGACCUAAGCUUUUGUGCACCUUUUAAGACUGAUACUGGAUACGCCGAAGAAUCCAGGGCUCUAAUGUUUUUCCGUAUAUGCAUAUUUUGCAUAAGUAUGUAAUACUUUACACGUGUUCGGCAUAGGAUAUGACGGAACGUUUAUUUCUGUCAUAGAGGUUAGGUCUUCUGUUUGAUUCUUUUUCCAUUUAAUUCCUCACGUAUUUCUCUCUCACUGCGCGAAAGAGAUUUAUUUACCAAGUAUAUGUAGAGGCUACUCUCGAUUACUCCAGAGAACUUACCUAAGUUAUAAUUGUGUCUUUCUUUGUAUGUGCGGUUUUGCGAAUUUUCAUGUAAUAUAAAGAGACUUAUCUCGGAGAGGAUGCAGGAGAAUGAACGAAGCUCGUUAAUCGAUACCACUUUUUGUAUAUUACGAUUGUGUCUAAUUGCCAUAUUCCGGAUUUAAUUCCUCCUAUUGUAACGGAACAUGAAUAUUAUAAAAAGAGAAAUAAAACCCUAAGAUCCAUAA
This is a messenger RNA of Vollenhovia emeryi, 6133 nucleotides long. RefSeq names its product protein tweety (gene tty). The transcript is spliced from 10 exons. Gene Ontology annotation, molecular function: volume-sensitive chloride channel activity; intracellularly calcium-gated chloride channel activity. Lineage: Eukaryota; Metazoa; Arthropoda; Insecta; Hymenoptera; Formicidae. The record is from RefSeq and is a predicted model, not a curated record. Bases 375 to 2066 code for a protein of 563 amino acids. Gene Ontology annotation, cellular component: plasma membrane.